This is a messenger RNA of Enterobius vermicularis (human pinworm), 369 nucleotides long. The record is from the annotation of a GenBank genome assembly. Lineage: Eukaryota; Metazoa; Nematoda; Chromadorea; Rhabditida; Oxyuridae.
AUGUAUGAUUUUCGUUCAGAAGCUUGUAGACGAAAAAUAUUCGACAAAGCCAGCUGGUUUUUGGAAAGAAAGUUGAGGAAGGGGACAGUGAAGGGAACAGCGUCAAAGAGGAAGGAGACGUCAACAAAGGGAAGGGGACAGCGGCAAAGGGAAGGGGAGAGCAGCAAUGAGAUGGGGACUGCAGCGGCGCCGCAACGUCUCCACUCGCUUACUUACACGUUUAUGUAUAUCUCAAAACGCUCGUUUGAGUGUGGUAGUGCUCUUGCCUCCGUGCUGGAGGUUCAGGUUUCGGAUCCGCGAACCUUUCAGUGUAUUGGUGUUGCAUUGCUUCCAGUUUUCAUGCUACAGCUUCUGGUUUACAUUCCGUAA